Striga asiatica is the source of this 387-nucleotide messenger RNA. Lineage: Eukaryota; Viridiplantae; Streptophyta; Magnoliopsida; Lamiales; Orobanchaceae. The record is from the annotation of a GenBank genome assembly.
AUGUACUUCUCCAUAGAUCGGGAAUCGGGCUGUUACUCCUGCGCUAAGAGGAGUUUGCAAAGUGCGGGCUGUUGUAGCCACCACAAUCAGCCUCUAACUCUAACUCUAGUCUUGGUGAUGGGAAACAAUGGUGGCUUACAACUACGAACAGCAGCUGCAAAUUGGUGGACCCUCUCCUUGUGGAUCCCUGUGCAGCAAACUAUAUUGUUCUUGAAGCAAAAAACCCGAACAGCUGGAGGCACAGCUAAUUGGACCUCAUGGCUAUACCCGAGCUUCAAGAACAAGAGACGGCCUUCAGAUUCCGCCCUAGCUUUGAAGCCAACCCCAACAAUCUUGAGAAACUUGAAGAAUUUGGCUUCCAUGAGUGCCAGAAAAUUAUUCGACUAG